AUCCCGAAACCCAGAGGCGGGGCGAGAGCCAGAAUCCUAAAAACCAUAAUCCCUUUUAGUUUCUUUGUUUUAUAUCUCAUCUUAUCGAGUUCGCGACUCAUUCAGCUGGUGCCGAGAGCUACACAGUGAGAGAGAUAGAGCAGGAGACGAAGCUGCUGCGUUGCUUUGCAAGCAGAAAUUGCGAAUAACAAAUGUCGGAGAAGCUGGAAGAGCAGCUCAAGGAGCUGGGAUCCAAGCUGGAAUCUCCUCCAUCCUCCAAGGACGCACUUCUCAAGCUCUUAAAGCAAGCUGCUACAUGUCUUUCUGAGAUUGAUCAGUCUCCGCCAUCAUCAACAAUGGAAUCAAUGCAGCUUCUGCUUAAUGCGAUUGUCAAGCCAGAACUGCUGAAGCAUCAAGAUCAGGAUACUGAACUUCUAGUUGCAACCUGUAUUUGUGAGAUAACUCGGAUAACUGCACCUGAUGCACCUUAUAGUGAUGAUAUUCUAAAGGAUAUUUUUAACUUGAUUGUUGGCACUUUCAAUGGAUUGAGUGAUACGAGUGGUCCAUCAUUUGGAAGGAGAGUUGUAAUUUUGGAGACACUUGCGAAAUACAGAUCUUGUGUUAUGAUGUUGGAUCUUGAAUGUGAUGAUUUGGUUAACGAAAUGUUCAGUACAUUUUUUGCUGUUGUCAGGGAUGAUCAUCCAGAAAGUGUUUUAUCAUCCAUGCAAACAAUCAUGACUGUGGUUGUAGAAGAGAGUGAAGAUGUUCGUGAUGAUCUUUUGCUUGUUAUAUUGUCUGCACUAGGUCGUAAUAAAAGUGGUGUUACACAAGCUGCCAGGAGACUUGCUAUGAAUGUUAUAGAGCAGUGUUCAGAAAAACUUGAAGCUGGCAUAAAACAGUUUCUUAUUUCAGUGAUGUCUGGAGAUAAUCAGCCGGUAAAAAGUGAAAUUGACUAUCAUGAAGUUAUCUAUGAUAUUUAUCAUUGUGCUUCUCAGAUACUGUCAGGAGUUAUCCCAUACCUCACAGGAGAGCUGUUGACUGAUCAAAUAGACACUCGUUUGAAAGCUGUGAGAUUGGUUGGUUCCCUCUUUGCACUGCCUGGCUCUAUCAUAUCUGAAGCGUUUCAGCCAAUAUUUUCAGAAUUUUUGAAGAGGUUAACUGAUAGAGUUGUUGAUGUUCGAAUGUCCGUCAUCGGAAAUGUUAAGAUCUGUCUGUUGUCGGAUCCUUCGAGACCUGAGGCACCACGAAUUAUCUCUGCACUAUGUGAUCGGCUUUUAGACUAUGAUGAAAAUGUUCGGAAGCAAGUUGUGGAUGUAAUUUGUGACGUUGCUUGUCAUUCUCUUGUUUCCGUUCCUGUUGGGACUAUAAAACUAGUUGCGGAGCGUCUUCGAGACAAAUCUCUGCUUGUUAAAAAAUAUACUAUGGAAAGGCUGGCUGAGGUGUUCAGAGUUUCUUGUGCUGGAUGCUCUGAUGGCUCGAUCGAUCGUUACGAAUUUGAUUGGAUACCUGGGAAGAUAUUUAGGUGUUUCUAUGACAAAGAUUUCAGGUCAGAAACGAUCGAAUCUGUUUUAUGUGGAUCCCUAUUUCCUACUGAAUUCUCAAUCAGAGAUAAAGUUAAAUGUUGGAUAAGAGUUUUCUCUGGGUUUGACAAAAUUGAGAUCAAGGCACUUGAGAGGAUGCUAGAACAGAAGCAAAGGUUACAGCAAGAGAUGCAGAGGUAUCUCUCUCUAAGGCAGAGGCAUCAGGAUAGUGAUGCUCCUGAAAUACAAAAGAAAGUUUUAUUUAGCUUCCAAAUCAUUUCCCGUUCUUUUUCUGAUCCUGUGAAGGCUGAAGAGAGUUUUCAGACACUUGAUCGGUUGAAAGAUUCUAACAUCUGGAAGAUUUUAUUGAAUCUAUUGGAUCCCAAUACCAGCUUCCAUCAAGCUUUUAGUGGUCGGGAUGAAUUGCUUAAAAUACUUUCUGAGAGUCACCAACUCUAUGAUUUUCUGAGUAUGCUCUCUCUGAAGUGUUCUUAUCUACUUUUUAACAAGGAGCAUGUGAAAGAAAUCCUCCUGGAGGUUACUGUACAGAAGUCUGCUGGAAACACACUAUACAUUCGGUCUUGCAUGAAUAUACUUGUGAUUCUUGCGCGAUUUAGUCCAUCACUUCUUGGUGGAGCUGAAGAAGAACUGAUUAAUUUUCUGAAAGAUGACAAUGAAACUAUAAAAGAAGGCAUUUUGCAUGUUUUGUCUAAGGCUGGUAGUACCAUCCGAGAACAACUUGCAGUGUCAUCAAGUUCAAUUGAUCUUAUAUUGGAGAGGCUUUGUUUAGAAGGUAAUCGGAGACAGGCCAAGUAUGCAGUGCAUGCACUGGGAGCAAUAACAAAGGAUGAUGGACUCAAAUCUCUCUCUGUUUUAUAUAAGAGCCUUGUGGACAUGCUGGAGGAAAAGACACAUUUACCGGCAGUACUUCAGUCUCUGGGAUGUAUAGCUCAGACUGCAAUGCCUGUUUUUGAAACCAGAGAGAGUGAAAUUGAAGAAUUUAUUAAAAGCAAAAUUUUGAGAUGCAGUAUUGAUUCAGAUGGCAGUGCAAAAGAAUGUUGGGAUGACAAAAGCGAACUCUGUAUGUUGAAGGUAUUUGGGAUAAAGACAUUGGUCAAAAGCUACUUGCCUGUCAGAGAUGCUCAGCUUCGUCCUGCUAUUGAUGAUCUUCUAGGACUCCUUAGAAACGUACUUUCUUUUGGUGAAAUAUCUGAAGAUAUAAAAUCAAGUAUAGUUGAUAAAGCCCAUUUAAGGCUUGCUGCGGCCAAGGCAGUUCUUCGUCUGUCCCGGAACUGGGACCAUAAGAUUCCUGUUGAUAUCUUCUAUUUGACCUUGAGGAUAGCAGAGAUCUCUUUCCCUCAGGCAAGGAAACAAUUCCUCAACAAAGUUCAUCAAUAUAUAAAGGACAGACUCUUGGAUGCAAAAUAUGCUUGUGCUUUCUUACUUAGCGUACCUGGAUCCAAACAGCUUCAGUUUGAUGAGCAGGAAAAACAGAAUUUUGCUGAUAUCUUUCAAAUGUAUCAGCAAGCAAGAGUUCGGCAGGUUGCCAUACAAUCUGAUACAAGUUGCUCGACGUCUUAUCCUGAAUACAUCCUGCCUCAUUUGGUACAUGCUCUUGCUCAUCAUUCCUGUCCCAACACAGAUGAAUGCAAGGAUGUUAAAGCAUUUGAAUUAACAUACCGGAAAUUGUACUUGAUUAUUUCUUUGUUGGUGAAUAAAGAUGAAGAUGUGAAGUCAGAAGCUUGUGCUAACAGGGAGAAGGAGAGUAUUUCUUUGAUAUUCUCUAUCUUUAAGAGUAUCAAACAAUCUGAAGACGUUGUUGACGCAACAAAAUCGAAGAAUUCACAUUCUAUUUGUGACCUUGGACUUUCCAUCAUGAAGCGCCUAGCUUAUAAGGAGGAUGAUUUGCAAGGGCUUAUACAGUCAGUCUCUCUGCCUCCACUCCUGUACAAACCAUAUGAAAGAAAAGAAGGUGAAGAUUCCCUGGCUGGAGAAAGGCAAACAUGGUUAGCUGAUGAGAGUGUCCUGUCUCACUUCGAAUCCCUAACAUUGGAAUGUGAUGGAAUGAAAGAGAUUUCCAAGGAGGAGAUUCUUGGAGACAGUGAAACUGAAAGAAAUGAAGUGCCUCUCAGAAAAAUGAUUAAGCAAUUAAAAUCCAAAGAAUCCAAGGCUGGGAAAGCUAAAAAGAAGUCUCCCUCGGUCGAAGCAAAAGAUGCGGAAAAUGAUGUUGAUAUUUUGAAAAUGGUUAGGGAGAUAAAUUUGGAUAGUCUACAGAUGUCCAGUAAGUUUGAAUCAACCAACGGUCAUAAACAUUCAUAUACCAAGAAAGAAAAAGUGGAGCAGGAGCAUCAGAAAGGUAAUAAGAGAAAAGGCAAUGUUGCUGCUUCUGUCCCAGUGCCUAAACGCAAGAGGUCAUCGUCUACACAUAGUGCUUCCAAAAUUUCUAGAAGUGCUUCUAAGGUCCCUUCAAGGGAUUCAGGAGAUGACUGGCAUGAAGUUAAAGAUUCCUCGUUUCUAUCUAAGGAAAUGGACAUUGUUAAAUUCCACAAUUCAAAAGAGAAAAUGCCUGCACGCAAAAGAUGGAAUGAGAAUAAAGAUUCUAACUACUUGGUACCGAGCAUUCGGAAGAAAAGAAGCUUCUCAUCAAAAGUCAAAGUCAAAGGCUCUGACUGGAGUCAUAUUGAUGAUGACAAUGAAGAUGAAGCUGAUGAUGAAAAUCUUGAGAAGUCAGACACCAGCAAGUCUGCAGCUGGAUCUAGCAAGAAGCAGAAGAGCAUUGCUGGAUUAGCAAAGUGCUCAACGAAGGAAGAUGGAGUUGAUAUUACAGAUUUGAUUGGUUACAGAAUAAAAGUGUGGUGGCCUUUGGAUAAGCAGUUUUAUGAAGGUACAAUUAAGUCUUAUGACCCUAUAAAGAAGAAGCAUGUGAUAUUAUAUGAUGAUGGAGAUGUGGAAGUACUUUGUCUGGAAAGAGAGCGUUGGGAGCUCAUUGGCACAGACCGCAAGUCUGGAAAGAAGGAAAAUUCAGCGAAAGUCAGUAAGAGCCCUCUGAAGGAAGCGUCUCCUGGGCAGAAAAGUAAGAGCUCAGCUGGUCCACGUCUGAAUAAGAGUUCAGUAAAGACACCUAAGGGGAAAAGGACUCCAAAGAAGAACUUGAAGCAUACUCAAAAGAGUACAUUGAAAGAAGAUGAAGAGAACGCUGGUACGUCAGAAUCCAAGUCCAUUGCUGUUAACGAAAAUCCUAAGAUGAACUCGGAUGAAUCUGGAGCAGACGCCAAAAUGGUAGAUGAGACCGUAAUGGAAAGAGGAGAAUCUGGGAAGAAAGUGGCUUCAGUUUCCCAAGGCAGGUGUUCGGAAGAUACAAAAGGAAGCCCAAAUAAUGACACCAAGGAGUCGGAUGAAGUUAAAUCUGAUGCCGAUGGGAAUCAUUCUGGACAUAUAGAUAGCACUUUAGAAAAUGCUCAAAAGGUGGGUGAGGAAGAGAAAGCAGCCGAUGGAUUAAGUGAAGACUCUAGAGAACCUGCUAGUAAAGCAACUGGACCAGAACCUAAAGAGGCUCAAGAAAGUGAUCAGGUUGGGGGUAAAUCACCGAUCUUGAAGAAAUCAUGGGAAGGACCUCCCUUGACUUCAGAUGUUGCGGAUUCUGGGAUUUCUGACGAUGAGCCCCUUGUACUACAUCUAGCAAGCAAGUGGAAGCAUAAAGUUGGAAAACCAGGUUCCAAAAAAUUGCAGUAGGGGGUUGAAGUUGAACCUCAGUUGCAGUCUUCCUAUGUAGAGGUGGGAAACAAAAGCGGUGCUGUGUCCAUUCAUUUACCGAGCAAGAACCUAACAAGAUCGCAGAAGACAAUGUCCAUCUGACUUUAUGUAAACACUAAUAAAUGUUGGAGUAGUCGCCAUAGUCCUAGACUAGAACAUUGUAGAGAAUGUACUGUAAAAUUAACUGUAGGCAUAUUGGUAUUCCCAUAAUCUGUGGCCCUGUCGGGGGUAAAAAAAACUUAUGUAUGGAUGGUGUAGAUGAUAGAGGAUUCCAAGGUGUAGUUGCAUAAAAUUGAUAGGGCACUUUGUAUAGUUAUAUUUUGGGGAUUGUUUCAUAAGUUUAUUUGAAUCAACCAUAUCAAAUUGGCUAUU
Hibiscus syriacus is the source of this 5624-nucleotide messenger RNA. Its product is annotated as sister chromatid cohesion protein PDS5 homolog A-like. The record is from RefSeq and is a predicted model, not a curated record. The transcript is spliced from 33 exons. Bases 192 to 5231 code for a protein of 1679 amino acids. Gene Ontology annotation, biological process: DNA repair; mitotic sister chromatid cohesion. NCBI's taxonomy places the organism in Eukaryota, Viridiplantae, Streptophyta, Magnoliopsida, Malvales, Malvaceae. Gene Ontology annotation, cellular component: chromatin; nucleus.